AGAAUGGCGCGCAGGCGCGCAGGCUUUCAGGGCUUCGGCUGCGGAAUCAGCUGGCGAUCCUUGGCUUAAGUCUUUCCUUUCUUUUUUGCAAAAUGGCUGAGGUAGAGGAAACACUGAAGCGAAUCCAGAGUCAAAAGGGAGUCCAAGGGAUCAUUGUUGUGAAUUCAGAAGGUAUCCCCAUCAAAAGCACCAUGGACAACUCCUCCACAGUACAGUAUGCAGGCUUAAUGCAUAACUUAAUAAUGAAGGCAAGGGGCACUGUCAGAGACAUUGAUCCCCAGAACGAUCUUACAUUCCUGCGGAUUCGCUCCAAGAAAAAUGAGAUCAUGGUUGCACCAGAUAAGGACUAUUUCCUGAUUGUCAUUCAGCAUCCAACAGAAUGAAAACUUCCCCAACUGGCCUGCAUUCCUUCUACUUUUUUAUAUAUUUUUAUUUAACAUUGAUAAUUAUUGUCCAUGAUAAUGUCUGAAAGAGGUUCCUUUCUUAAAAUAUUAAAGAUUUAAGGAGUCUGUUCAAGUUAUUCAAGGGUUACCCCAUGGAGAAAAAGAAACAUGAAAUCAAAAAGAUAAUGAAAGAUGGAAGUUUUCUUUAGCAAAUUAUAACUAAAUAACUUUGUUGAAAAUACCUUUAGUAAUUGUAAAUCAUUCUUCCUUUUUGUCGUCAUUUUAUUUUGCACUUGUUUCUUUUAAAGCAAAUUAAAAUAAUCAAGCAAACCUUUGUUGAUUUCAAUAAAGUUUUUUCAUGCUUUUCGAAGUAUUUUCCUCAAAA
This is a messenger RNA of Protobothrops mucrosquamatus (brown spotted pit viper), 768 nucleotides long. It is a transcript of the gene DYNLRB1, whose product is annotated as dynein light chain roadblock-type 1. The coding region runs from base 93 to 383 and encodes 96 amino acids. Gene Ontology annotation, biological process: microtubule-based movement. Lineage: Eukaryota; Metazoa; Chordata; Lepidosauria; Squamata; Viperidae. Gene Ontology annotation, molecular function: dynein intermediate chain binding. The transcript has 4 exons. The record is from RefSeq and is a predicted model, not a curated record. Gene Ontology annotation, cellular component: centrosome; cytoplasmic dynein complex; cytoplasm.